Guillardia theta CCMP2712 is the source of this 495-nucleotide messenger RNA. RefSeq lists its product as hypothetical. The record is from RefSeq and is a predicted model, not a curated record. Gene Ontology annotation, molecular function: serine-type endopeptidase activity. The annotation marks the transcript as partial. NCBI's taxonomy places the organism in Eukaryota, Cryptophyceae, Pyrenomonadales, Geminigeraceae. The transcript has 3 exons. Gene Ontology annotation, cellular component: membrane.
UUGCUGGGAAGCACGUUCUCGCACAUCACUCUGCCGCAUUUCGCUUUCAACAUGUUCGCGCUCUUCUCCUUUGGCCAGCCGCUGGUCGACGUGCUGGGACCUGAGAACUUUCUCGCCUGCUACCUGUCAGCUGGAGUUCUUUCCAGCCUCGGAGGCAUGAUGAUCAAGCUGAUGACGACCUGCACGACUCCUUCCUUGGGAGCGAGUGGUGCAGUCCUCUUCAUGGCAUCCCUCACUGCUCUGCUCUGGCCAUCGGCUCAGUUCGGUAUCAUUUUCCUGCCUUUCAUUUCUCUCCCAGCACAAACUAUGCUGCUCGGCAUUGUUGCCUUGGACAUCUCUGGCCUCGUCCUCGGGUGGAGGAUGUUCGAUCACGGAGCUCACCUUGCAGCGGUUGCUACGGGGUUCUUGUUUGUCAAUGGGGGAGCGAAAUGGAUCUCAGAGUAUCAACAUUACGUUGUUAAAGUAUGGAGGGACAUGCGUGCACGCAAGGUCUGA